Dioszegia hungarica is the source of this 1080-nucleotide messenger RNA. RefSeq lists its product as uncharacterized. NCBI's taxonomy places the organism in Eukaryota, Fungi, Basidiomycota, Tremellomycetes, Tremellales, Bulleribasidiaceae. The transcript has 3 exons. Bases 1 to 1080 code for a protein of 359 amino acids. The record is from RefSeq and is a predicted model, not a curated record.
AUGUCAGCUGGAGGCGAGGAGUUGAUUGACCUUCUGCAAGGACAAGGAGGCAUUCACGGGUCGGUCGAUUACGAUAUGCACCGAGCGGGAAACCAUCAUUCCUCACAAUCCUCGUCCCAAACAACGCAGACAGGCGACAACUCGUACUUUGACGCCUUCGACCUGUCUCAACCGCAAAUUCCCACAUUGCUGUCCGGUCCAUCCCCCUCUCAAGCCAACAUGUACCCCCCUUCCAGCCCUGUAGGUCACGGCUUCGCACAGCACGUCACGCCCGCUCAGCUCGCGAUGGUGCUCGACCACACCGUCCCCGCGCCGAACAAUCCCUAUCCCUCGCCCAUUUCGGCCGCGCCGGACUGGUAUCAUAACGGAAACGACUUUGAGGUCCAUCACAGCGAUGAUGCUGGGCCGUCACACCGCCGUUCCAACUCCUCGGCGAGUCACCAAACCAGUACUACCAACGCCACCUCGCGCUCGGUCCCGGCGUCGGAUUACUCGUACUCUGCAACGGAUAUGAGUGAGGGUGAGGAUGCCGAGAUGGAGCAAGCUGAGGUGGCGGAUGGAUUGGGCGAGCUGAGCAUCGGGCGGGCGGGUCUGAGGGGGGAGAAGACGUGGACGCAGGAUGACCAAAAUGCGGUGCAGAAGGGCGGCAAGGUCGGGCCGAUCCGGAGGUCUAGCGGUGGAGCGGCAAAGAAGGCCGAUAAGGAGGUCGAUAGGCUGGAGCACCGUCGACAGAUCAACCGGAAGUCCGCUCAGAAACACCGUCAACGCCGCAAGGACGAGCUCGAAAUUCUCACUGCGAUGGUCGCGGAGCGAGACUCCAAGAUCGCCAACUUGGAAAAGGAACUGGCGGUGGAGAAAGCCAAAGCGGGGCAAUUGAUGGAAUUUGUCAGGCUCAAGAGUAGCUCUGGCGGCUCAGCGCACGGGUCGAAAGGUGGGGAUGCUGAAGAAUCUGGCAGUGAGAGGGAGGCGGCUGCGGAGAAGGGAGGGCGAAAGACAAGGGGGACAGCCAAGACGAGUACGGCGGGCAAGGGCAAGGCGACGGGGACUGUUUAUGGCGAUGGGAGGGAUGCGGGGUGGUGA